This is a messenger RNA of Lolium rigidum, 842 nucleotides long. Its product is annotated as chaperonin-like RbcX protein 2, chloroplastic. The transcript is spliced from 5 exons. Gene Ontology annotation, biological process: ribulose bisphosphate carboxylase complex assembly. Lineage: Eukaryota; Viridiplantae; Streptophyta; Magnoliopsida; Poales; Poaceae. Bases 129 to 680 code for a protein of 183 amino acids. The record is from RefSeq and is a predicted model, not a curated record. Gene Ontology annotation, molecular function: protein folding chaperone.
CCACUCCCACUGCGCCCCUCCCCUACACUGCACCACCCAUCCAAAUCCUGCAUCUCUUCUCUCUCUUUCAUCGUAUCACCGGAAGUCAGGGGAAGCAUCUCCCCGUUCCAUUGUUCUGCUGCUCAGCGAUGGUCGUCGCCCAGGCCGCAGCUGUCGUCUCGCCGGUGGUGGCCGCGGCCGCGCCAUCUGUUUCGCGGCGGCCGUCGUCGCGAGGGGCGAGUGGGACCGGAGGAGGGUUGGGGUGGCGCCGGCGGCGGAGGGGAGGCACCGGCCGCGGCCUCGUCAUCGUGGACGCAUUCGGCGGGACGUACGAGGACGGGUUCGGGGACGUGGAAUUGGAAAUAAUGAAUUACUUCACUUACAAGGCCACAAAGACAGUUCUCUAUCAGUUGUACGAAAUGAAUCCGCCAGCAUACACUUGGCUUUAUAAUUACCUCGUCGACAACGAUGCAAAAGAGGGUAUACAUUUCCUUAGAGCACUCACGAAGGAGAGGCAAGACCUGGCAGAGAGGGUGAUGGUCACACGCCUUCACUUAUACGGCAGAUGGAUCAAGAAAUGCGACCAUACCAAAAUGUACGAGAUGAUUUCCAAUGAGAACCUCGAGCUCAUGCGCGAAAGGCUAAUCGAAACCGUUGUUUGGCCAUCUGACGACAUGGACACCACCUGCAAGCAAGAUUGAUUGGAACACCAUGUUGGAGUUCAGUAAUUGCAGAACCCAUGUAGGUUUUGGGUUUAUACUUGGGUUACUCAUUUGUGUAUAUAACCCCGCAUGAAUAUAAUAGUUUGAUCUCAUCUGCGCUAUCUGGUAAUGAACAAUCAGGUUUUCCUUUGCUUGGCUUUA